AUGAAAUUAUUUGAUCAAGAAGAACAUGUGAAUAGUAGUUAUAAUGUAACAUCGGAUGACGAUGAAACUAGAGAUAGAGAAGAUGAUUACAAUCAGAAUGCGGAGAAGUUAACUUCAUCCGUUCGAUGGCUACUUAAUAAAGCGUACAAUAAUUCUACACCUGAUUAUUUGCCACAAAAACAAGACAAAACAAAUCGAUUUACUGAAAAUAAAACAUAUUGGCGUUGUAUAUAUUAUAAUUCUCAAAAAUGUCAUGCUCGUCUUCAUACAUGUAAUAUUACCAAUAAUGUUAUAACUCCACCUUCUGAUCAUACAUGCAAAAGUAAUGGUAUUACAGGUGAACUUCGAAAGUUUAAUGAAGAUCUUUGGUAUCGUACAAUGAAUACACAGGAAACACCUGAUUUAAUUAUAACACAUUGUUGUAAAAAAUGUAAUAUUUUAACUUUCUCUUAA
Molecule: messenger RNA, 453 nt
Organism: Didymodactylos carnosus
Lineage: Eukaryota; Metazoa; Rotifera; Eurotatoria; Philodinida; Philodinidae
Source: the annotation of a GenBank genome assembly